AUGGCCAAACCUUUCUUCCGACUCCAGAAGUUUCUCCGCAGAACACAGUUCCUGCUGUUCUUCCUCACGGCCGCCUACCUGAUGACCGGCAGCCUGCUGCUGCUGCAGCGGGCCCGCGUGGCCCUGCCACAGGGGCCCCGGGCGCCGGGCUCCCUGCAGGCCCUGCCCGUGGCCGCCGUGGCGCUGGGCGUGGGCCUGCUGGACAGCAGAGCCCUGCAGGACCCCCGCGUCAGCCCGGAGCUGCUGCUCGGCAUGGACGUGCUGCAGAGCCCCCUGGCCCGGCCCCGGCCCGGGCCCCACUGGCUCCGGAGCCGCAACUCAGAGCUACGCCAGCUGCGGCGCCGCUGGUUCCACCACUUCAUGGGUGACCCCCAGGCGCUGCCCGCCCUGGGCCCCGUGGCCCCCAGGCCAGCCGCCAGCAGCCGAGGCACCUAUGUUGGCUGCUUCCGUGACGACGGCCAGGAGAGAACGCUGAAGGGCACUGUGUUUUUUGACUUGAGAAAAAUGACCGUCUCCCACUGCCAGGACGCCUGCGCUGAGCGGUCCUACAUCUACGCCGGCUUGGAGGCCGGGUCAGAGUGCUACUGCGGGAACCGGCUCCCGGUGCAGAGCGUCGGGCCCGAGGAGUGUAAGCACGAGUGCAAGGGGGAGAAGGGCUCGGCGUGCGGAGGCGUCGGCCGGCUCUCAGUGUACCGAGUGGAGGAGCUGCAGCCGAGCUCCAGGAAGCGGAGGUCGGUCACGUACCGCGGGUGCUUCAGGCUGCCGGAGAACAUCACGCACGCCUUCCCCGACUCCCUGACGCAGACCAACAUGACAGUGGAGACAUGUUCGGGAUUUUGUUCCAAGAAAGAGUUCCCCUUGGCCAUCCUCAGAGGCUGGGAGUGCUACUGUGCUUACCCCACCUCCCAGUUCAACCUGCGGGAUCCCGUGGACAGCUCACUGUGUGGCCAGGAGCCUGAGGCACAGAAGCUGGUGGAGUACUGCGAGGUCUACCAGACGCCAGUGCAAGACACUCGGUGCACCGACAGGAGGUUCCUGCCCACCAAGUCCAAAGUGUUCGUGGCUUUGUCCAGCUUCCCAGGCGCCGGGAACACCUGGGCUCGGCAUCUCAUCGAGCAUGCCACCGGCUUCUAUACCGGGAGCUACUACUUCGAUGGGACUCUCUACAACAAAGGGUUCAAGGGCGAGAAGGACCACUGGCGGAGCCGGCGCACCAUCUGUGUGAAGACCCACGAGAGUGGCAGGAGAGAGAUCGAGAUGUUUGACUCAGCCAUCCUGCUGAUCCGGAACCCGUACAGGUCCCUGGUGGCCGAGUUCAACAGGAAGUGCGCCGGGCACCUGGGCUACGCAGCUGACCGCAACUGGAAGAGCAAAGAGUGGCCGGACUUCGUCAACAGCUACGCCUCGUGGUGGUCCUCGCACGUGCUGGACUGGCUCAAGUACGGCAAGCGGCUGCUGGUGGUGCACUACGAGGAGCUGCGGCGCAGCCUGGUGCCCACGCUGCGGGAGAUGGUGGCCUUCCUCAACGUGUCCGUGAGCGAGGAGCGGCUGCUCUGCGUGGAGAACAACAAGGAAGGCAGCUUCCGGCGCCACGGCCGGCGCCCGCACGACCCCGAGCCCUUCACCCCGGAGAUGAAGGACUUGAUCAACGGCUACAUCCGGACAGUGGACAAGGCCCUGCGUGACCACAACUGGGCCGGGCUGCCCAGGGAGUACGUGCCCAGAUGA
Pipistrellus nathusii (Nathusius's pipistrelle) is the source of this 1728-nucleotide messenger RNA. The record is from the annotation of a GenBank genome assembly. Lineage: Eukaryota; Metazoa; Chordata; Mammalia; Chiroptera; Vespertilionidae.